Nezara viridula (southern green stink bug) is the source of this 1185-nucleotide messenger RNA. The record is from the annotation of a GenBank genome assembly. Lineage: Eukaryota; Metazoa; Arthropoda; Insecta; Hemiptera; Pentatomidae.
AUGUGCCGUUGUCCACUACAAUUUCCUGAGAUUACUGAAAGCACAUAUAUUAACCAACCAUCUCCUGCUAUACCUGAAAGCACUAUUUCUGAUCAACAAUCUCCUGAUAUUACUGAAAGCACAGCUAUUAACCAACAAUCUUUUGCUGCUAUUGAAAGUACAGUUGACGUUCAGCAAUCCUCUGAUGCUACUGUAAAUACAGCUACUAACCAACAAUCUCUUGCUGUUACUGAAAUUACAGUUGCUGAUCAGUUACAAUCUGCUACCAGUGACAGCACAAUUGCCGAUCAGCAGUCUACUGAUGUUGCUAAAAGCACAACUACUGUCCAACAACCCUCUGAUACUACUGAAAGCACAAUUACUAACCAGCAAUCUCCUGAUGGUGCUGAAAGUACAGUUGACGUCCAGCAAUCCCCUGCAUCAUCUACAAAUGCUGAAAAUGCAUCUUUAAUAUCGGAUUGCAAGACUGAACCAGAAAUGUCUGGAACUAGCGAAGGGAUGUUUGAUAGCUCUACCACUCCUCAAACAGAUACCAUGGCGGAUGGACCAUUAGACCAAAAUGAAAAUACAGCUUCUUCAGACAAACUAACAGUGAUAGGCAAAUCAGAAAGGCCUGAAUUAUUAUCAGAAAAUGAAACCAUUUUCCCUUCUAAAGAAAAGAUACCGCCUGAAAAAAAUCAACAUCGCCAUUCUUUGAAUAAGUAUAAAAAGUCUAAAACAUCCAGAAGGUGUCAAUCGUUCCCGGUUAUCACAGCCAUGAAGUUGUCAAUCUUUGCUGUCCUCGUCGGCUUGGCGGUAUGCAGCCAUGCCUUCUCGAUCAGUGGCUUCAUCAGUUCUGUUGCUAAACAUCAGCAAGAGAACAUCCAAUUGGUUUCUGAUCAAGCUAUAAGUAACAUCAAUCAGAUAGCAGGAAACAUCAAGUCAAAUAUAAAUGCUAUCCUCACUGCCCCAGCAACCACCUUACAGCAGAAAACUACUCCACCUCAAACCCUAAUACAAUCAGCAACGAAAACUAAUCCACCUCCACCCCCAACACCAACAACCAUUCCACCACCAGCACCGAAAACCAAUCCACCUCCACCCCCAACGUCAACGACCACUCCACCACCAAAAACAACACCACCUCCUACUCCAGCAACAAACAAACCUAUAGAAGAAAUAACAACAGCAGAUACUGAAAAAUAA